Phanerochaete carnosa HHB-10118-sp is the source of this 720-nucleotide messenger RNA. RefSeq lists its product as uncharacterized. Gene Ontology annotation, cellular component: signal peptidase complex; membrane. The coding region runs from base 13 to 582 and encodes 189 amino acids. NCBI's taxonomy places the organism in Eukaryota, Fungi, Basidiomycota, Agaricomycetes, Polyporales, Phanerochaetaceae. The transcript is spliced from 6 exons. The record is from RefSeq and is a predicted model, not a curated record. Gene Ontology annotation, molecular function: serine-type endopeptidase activity.
CGGAUCCUCACCAUGUUCGCAGACGAGCUCAAGACAUUGCGGAGACUCGGUGUGCGGCAUGUUUUACUCCAAAUCCUGAACUUCGCAUCUGUGCUCGCGACCGGACUUAUGAUGUGGAAAGGUCUUGGGCUCAUUUGUAACACGGAGUCACCGAUUGUUGUUGUUCUCAGUGGUUCUAUGGAGCCCGCGUUCUACCGCGGCGAUCUACUCUUCCUCACGAACCCCGCUAGCGAACGGUAUCACACGGGUGACAUAACCGUCUACAGGGUUCCUGGCGCAGAUAUACCGAUCGUACAUCGCGUUUUGGAGACACAUGAUGUUAUUUCGAAAGACAAAGGAUAUGUUUCUGCGAGUCCUCUGGGACAGAAACAACUAAUCUUGACGAAGGGUGACAACAACCCGGUCGAUGACAUUGACUUGUACCAAGGGCUAGAAUGGCUUGAGCGGAAGCACAUUGUAGGGAAAGUGCGAGGAUUCGUACCAUAUGUAGGAUACGUGACGAUUGCGAUGAACGACUUCCCGCAGCUGAAAUACGCUAUAUUAGGAGGUCUCGGUCUAAUGGCCCUCGUACAGCGCGAAUGAUCCCUCCAUUUCUCUUCUGGGCUUCGAUUGUACACGUAGUUCUUCAAUGCAUCAGUCAUCGGGUCGUCUUGGGACUCCGGGAUUCUUCUUGCCAGAGAAAGCCUCGGGAGCUGUUGACGUCGCCGCGAUAACUCUAAC